Suhomyces tanzawaensis NRRL Y-17324 is the source of this 741-nucleotide messenger RNA. RefSeq names its product N-terminal protein methyltransferase. The coding region runs from base 1 to 741 and encodes 246 amino acids. The record is from RefSeq and is a predicted model, not a curated record. Gene Ontology annotation, biological process: N-terminal protein amino acid methylation. The transcript has a single exon. Lineage: Eukaryota; Fungi; Ascomycota; Pichiomycetes; Serinales; Debaryomycetaceae. Gene Ontology annotation, molecular function: N-terminal protein N-methyltransferase activity. Gene Ontology annotation, cellular component: cytoplasm.
AUGCCUGUCAAAUCUGCCUCCUACAUGGAGACGUCCGGCGAUGACUCGGCCGCAGACUCACAAAUCAACUACAAUGACGCCAUCUCCUACUGGUCCUCGGUUCCCGCAUCGGUAAACGGAGUUCUUGGUGGUUUUGGAGAGCAGACUCCAGUUCCAAAAGCCGACAUUGUUGGAUCUCUGACCUUCUUGAGAAAGUUGCAGACCAGGAUGGUCUGUCCACCCGGAUACGAGAAGUUGACCAUCGAUAUGGGUGCUGGAAUUGGCAGAAUCACUCGAGACUUGUUGUGGAAAGUCAGUGAUCGUUGCGACCUUCUCGAGCCAGUCAAGCCGUUCGUGGAGCAAAUGCGCCUGGAAAUGGUAGCUGUGGCUAACAAGGGCAAGUUAGGGGACAUCUACGAUAUUGGCAUGCAAGACUGGUCUGCUGGUCCCAAGACUGGCAAGUACUGGUUGAUUUGGUGUCAAUGGUGUGUGGGACAAUUGCCAGACCACGAGUUGGUGCAGUUCUGGAUCAGAUGCAGAGAAGCGUUGAUCGAGGGAGGCGUGGGUACGUUGAUGGUCAAGGAGAAUAUCGCGCCUGUGGAGGAUGUGUUCGACGAAACUGAUCUGUCUGUGACCAGAACCGACGAGAAGUUCAGACAGUUAUUCCAAGCCGCAGGCUUCAAGCUCAUUGCUAGUGAUGUCCAGAAGGGCCUUCCAAAGGAGCUUUUCCCGGUCCGCAUGUACUGCUUGAAGGCUCAAUGA